UCUCCGUCCUGUAUUUGUCCCAAGGGGCGUUCCUCUUUGCAGCUCGUUGAUCUUCGGUUAAAGAAAACCCACCUCCCCACGAGAUCACCACACCACGCCUCUGGUUUCUCCCUACCCAGUCCAGAAUACCGACCGAGAUGGAUUUGCGGCCAGCUUUGACUAGUCGCUACCGUCGCCCCCAAGAAAAAUGUCGACAUACGAGUCGGAAAUCAGGGCUGCAACUUUAGCAGGCAGCUUGCUAUCAUGCCUGGCGACAUCUGCUGUGCUGGUGUCCUUUGUGGCUUACAGAAAGGAGCAGCGCACAUUUCGCCAUGUUCUGAUUCUCAACUUGACCUUGUCUGAGUUUAUCAACUCCCUCAACAACUCCAUCUCGGGCAUAAUCAGUAUUCGAGACACCGAGAUCGAGCCCGGGGUUGCGUGUACCGUGAAUGGUUUCGUGGGCCAACUGUCCGUGCAGGCCGCCGACUUCAGCAUAUUAGCCAUUGCAAUCGUCACCCUUCUUACCGUCACCCGCCGCGCCUUCCUCCCCGCCGCCUCUACCGGCAAAAAGAUCUUUCUCGCCAUGUCCAUAUGGAUCGUUCCGCUCUUCACCAGCAUUUAUGCCACGGCGCAGGGCGCCAUGGCCCCUGUUGCCGGCAACUGGUGCUGGAUCACAGCCUCAAGGCCCGACCUGCGAUACGCCCUCACCCAUGGCUGGAGGAUCUUGAUAAUAUUUGGCACCAUAAUCAUAUACGCCUACAUUUGGUGGUACAUGAGCCGUCACUUCCACAGCAUGGUUCAGAUUCAACGCACGGGCCUGACCGAGGAUUCGACCGUGGCUUCUAGCCUCGGCACCACGUCGUCCGGGGGCACCAUGUUAUCCACUGGCAACUCGACCACGGUCGGCGUAUCAUCAACAAAGUCUUUAAUGGUUCAAUCGCCACCACCACAGGGCAAGAAGAAGGGGGUCAGCUGGACGCGCAGCAUACGAAGCGUCCGAAGUGCGCGCAAGCACACGGCGUACGACGACGACGAGGAGGUUCAGGCGCUGCCGGGCGGCGCAGCACUCCCGGAGGUAAAGGAGACGAUGGAGAGGGAGCUGGAGUUCUCCGAUGGAGGAGCGCAGGUCCCCGCCAUCCGACUCGAGAAGCCGCCCUCGUCACGCAAAGGAUCACGAACCAGUACACAUGGAUUCGGGUUGUCAUAUCUUCGCGAGGAGGACAAGGACCUGCUCUCACCGCCGGCGGUCAGAUCAGCAAACAACCAAGAAGAGCAAGAGCCUGUGGGCCCAAAGCAGCCUUCGGGCGUGAGGAAAUCAGGAGUCGUCUCCUGGCAGCUCCCCGAUAUACCGCCGAGUCCCAAAGACUCGUGGCGCCGCAACUUUAGGGACUUUGGCGUCCAGGGCAGUCCCUCGCGCAGCCCUUCACGCAGCCCCGCCCCAAGCCCCGUUCCGAUGCGGUCCCUCUCCCCAUUGUUCAAGUCCUCGCGGCAAGAGGCAGCGGCGGCUCGCGGCGGCAAGAUGGAAAGAUCGCAGAGCCCCCGCUGGGAACCGCCGUGGCGCGACAACAACAACGCAAGCCCUCGCCCGGGUCGGUCCCUCUCUUUAUGGCCGCUGUCGAGCCCGCGGAGCCCUUGGCGCGAUUGCGCCAGGAUGGCAAGCCCCUUCCGGCAGCCGCAGGCACGGCAGCCCGUCACGCUCAUGACCAACGCGAGCGAGUUCCCGAUGCGCCGGCAGACACGCCAGGUGGAGAAGGAGAUCAAGCGGAUGAUGCUGCUCAAUGCUUACCCCAUCUUUUACGUUUUGCUCUCCAUCCCGGGCCUGGUCAACCGCCUUCUCGAGGCGACCGGCAUCCACCUGCCGAGCCACACGUCGCAGGCCCUGCAGGCUCCCGUGCAGUUCAUCGGCCUGGCCAACGCGCUGACGUACGGCUUCAACAAGCACGUCAGACACCGCAUUAGGGGUGACUGGCGUGCAUUGCGUGGGCGCGCGCCGCAACCAAAUUAAGCAAGGUUCACACAAUGAUUACUCUCCCUACACGACGGGGACUUGAUAUUACAGGAAACAUGGGAAUUUCCAUGUUUAGAUUGACACUCGCUCAGGCAUGUACGGAUUUUAUCUUGUAUUAUUUUAGUUUGCUAUUUUCUUGUUA
This is a messenger RNA of Pyricularia oryzae 70-15, 2129 nucleotides long. RefSeq lists its product as uncharacterized. Gene Ontology annotation, biological process: adenylate cyclase-activating G protein-coupled receptor signaling pathway. NCBI's taxonomy places the organism in Eukaryota, Fungi, Ascomycota, Sordariomycetes, Magnaporthales, Pyriculariaceae. Gene Ontology annotation, cellular component: plasma membrane. Gene Ontology annotation, molecular function: G protein-coupled receptor activity. The record is from RefSeq and is a predicted model, not a curated record. The transcript is spliced from 2 exons. Bases 188 to 1984 code for a protein of 598 amino acids.